UGGGAGGGUUAGAAAGCCCUACGCCUCCACCCACAAGCUACAAGUCGGAGUUCGCCUUCUUCCUCUGCACUUCUGCCGGAGAAUUUUGCUUACUUUCUUGAUCCAUCCUCCGGGUUUCACCUUCGUGAUCGACUGCUUCAACUUCAAUGGCGACUGUACCAGUUAACCCAAAACCUUUCUUGAACAAUCUGACUGGAAAACCUGUCAUUGUGAAGCUUAAAUGGGGAAUGGAAUAUAAAGGUUAUCUUGUCUCAGUGGAUUCAUAUAUGAACUUACAGCUGGCAAACACUGAAGAAUAUAUUGAUGGGCAGUUCACAGGAAAUUUGGGAGAGAUUCUGAUCAGGUGCAAUAAUGUUCUCUAUCUUCGUGGUGUACCAGAGGAUGAAGAGAUUGAAGAUGCUGACCAAGAUUAAGAGUAUGAAUGCUGCUGUUUAGAUGCCAUUUUGACCUAAAAGGUUAGAAAUAUGUUUUCCAUGUACUUGUCAGGUGUUAGGUGUAUAAUGCAAAUUAAUUGAGAGACUGAGUUUAAGGUGUUGAGGUAGGAUCCACAGUUUUAAAAUUGUGAUUUCAGCUUCUACUUUCUCUAUUAAACAGCCUCCUCUGACCCCGUUUACCUGCAAAAGACAAUUGUAUUACAAAAAGAUCGUAAGUUACUGAAUCCAAAACUCUUCCAUGUGGGGAA
Molecule: messenger RNA, 682 nt
Organism: Telopea speciosissima
Lineage: Eukaryota; Viridiplantae; Streptophyta; Magnoliopsida; Proteales; Proteaceae
Product: probable small nuclear ribonucleoprotein F
Exons: 5
Coding region: 147-413 (88 amino acids)
Biological process (GO): mRNA splicing, via spliceosome; spliceosomal snRNP assembly
Cellular component (GO): catalytic step 2 spliceosome; U1 snRNP
Molecular function (GO): RNA binding
Source: RefSeq, a predicted model, not a curated record